AUGUCCACUAUGUCCAGCUUCACUCAUAGUUCUCUAUCGACUGGUAUGGGCCAUUCGCCGGCGGCUUGUUUGCAACAAAGAGAAAGUCCAACGAUGACAGGUGCAAUGGGAGGAUAUUGUAUGGGUAGACCUCCAGGAUACGAUCUUCCAACCAUAGGUUACGGAGCGCGGCCCUCUCCAUGUAGCCCUUCACAGCCAUAUCAAGUGAACGGUCAUCAGUACAAUCCGGGUGCUACAUCAUCUACAGGUCUUAUAUCACCCGGAGUAUCUGUCCCAAUAGCAAUACCUCCAAGUCAACCCGAUGUGACUUCCCAUCAACCGUACUGGCCCCGAUUGCAGUGA
Messenger RNA from Diabrotica balteata, 342 nucleotides. Lineage: Eukaryota; Metazoa; Arthropoda; Insecta; Coleoptera; Chrysomelidae. The record is from the annotation of a GenBank genome assembly.